GGGUGCCCGGCCUCGAUGGUGGCAGCUUGAUGGAUGGAGGUCCUCGGCAGUGGCUCAACUCCUGCUGCCGCCGGAAAAAGAUAGUCCAGCACUUCCCCUACAAGGUCCGUCAUGUCAGUGCCAUGGAGCUGAGCCUUUGUACUGCGGACGGGGAGCCAAUCGCUGAUGCCAAGGAUGCCUCCAUUGGCUACUUCCAGGUUUUGCCCCGCCACGCCAUGGCUUCUCUGGGCUUCCUUCGUGUGCCGCUCCUCCUUUGGAUGAUCAUUCCGCUGGUGCUGUACCUGGCUUUGAUGGUCAUCUUCGCCUCGAGGUUCUUGAGAGUGUCUGUCGCCGUCCUCCUGCAUGCGCUUGUCGGUGCCUUCAUGGGGGCCUUUGCGCAUUGGCUGAGGUGGCGUUCCAUCGCGUUGACACGUUUGGCCUCGGACAUUCAAGAUUUCCGAAGGGUGCUCCUCCGAAAACACCGGCCGCAGCCUUGCCCGCGCGGCCCGUCGCGUGCGGUGACGGCGCGGCAGCUGCAGGACUUCGUGUCCUACUUCCAAGCCUACACAGGCUACCGCACGACGUACUAUGUCGCCCACAACAUCUUGAAGCCCAUCACCGAGCCCUACCAGCUCUCCUACGCAGAGGUGGCUGGCCCCUCGACCGUGCGCUGGUUCGUGAGCCACUUUUGGGGUACUCCCUUCUUGCAUCUGGUCAGUACUGUCACGAAGCAUGCGGAAGAGGCCGCCAGCGAGGAUCCAUCCUGGGUGUCGCCGGCCUACAGUCAGUCCUACUGGAUCUGCACCUUCAGCAACAACCAGAGCGAUCCGGAGAGCAUCCACGAGGAGUUGGGUGGAGGCGACUGGAGCGUGUCGUCGUUUUACAUGGCGCUUCACAGCCCCACUACUCAUGGCACGGCCAUGGUGUUUGACGACGAAGCCAUGCCGCUUACCCGCUCUUGGUGCUUGUUCGAGCUGCUCCAGACCACGAUACUCAAGAAGGCCCGCGGCAAGACUUAUCGCGGGCUCAAGCUUUGCUCACCGCUGGGGAUCAUGAACAACGGGAGCGGAAGCAUGGACCUGGCUCUGAAUGUCAGCCGGAAGCUGGCCCACCUCCGACUCCAGGAUGCUCAAGCCAGUGUGCAGAGUGACAAGGAGAUGAUCGAGAACUUGGUCAUAGCCGAGGGCGGCUUCGACUUGGUGAACUUAACCUUGAUCGAGUCGGUGCGGGAGGUGCUGCAAGCUGUCCAGUACUCCUUCACCCGCACCAUGCAGAGCCUCGAGACGGAUCUU
Symbiodinium sp. CCMP2456 is the source of this 1271-nucleotide messenger RNA. The record is from the annotation of a GenBank genome assembly. NCBI's taxonomy places the organism in Eukaryota, Dinophyceae, Suessiales, Symbiodiniaceae.